UCCAGAUUCUGUGCUCAAGGAUAAAUGAUAAGGUAUGAAUGGGCUCAGCCCGGCAUGUAAGGCAAGGUGUCCGAUUUCCUUCACAAGUAGCUACUGUCUCAUAUCCGACUCGACGUGGUACACAGUGUUCUCAAAGCAAACUACUGUUCAUUCACCUGCUAACUGACACUAAGAAACAGCAUCCAAAAGAGUCUCUUCUGAGCUGUUACCAGAUCAAUUGAACAAUGAAGAGACACGUGCAUGUGCAUUGAAGUUCACAUUUUUCGGUCUUUCUGAAUUUAGUUUUGUUUCACCCAGGUUUCUUUGGUCUGCACAGACUUAUAACUGCACAUAUCAGGUUUCCUCUUUAAAAAGCAGUUAUUGUCCUUUGUCAAGAUAUUCAUCAGUUGGAAAAACAGUCCCUCCGUUGUGAGGGGCUGGAGGAUUAUCCGGGCUGAACAGGUGAGGUUUUAUUAAAGAAAAGGAGGAGCCAACCCAGAGCAGGUCAGAAGAAGAAAACGUUGGGAGACCCAAAAGGUCUGAAGCAUUAAGAUGGUGCUCCUCACCCCAAAGUUCGUCCAAAGAGCAUCGCUCUUUGUGUCUUUCGGGGGCUUGGUAACAACCUUCGUCACGACAUUUCUGCCACUAUGGAAGACGAUGAACUCGGACCUGAAUGAAUUGGAGAACUGGUACGAGGGUCUUUGGCACAUGUGUAUCUACACCGAGGAAGUUGGGGUGCAUUGCAAAGCCUUCGAGUCUUUUUUAGCUCUACCACCAGAUACUCUUGCAUCACGGGUGUUCAUGUGCAUCUCCAUCGUGACGGGGUUGCUCGGCGUGAUCGCUGCGUUUUUCGGACUGGAGGGCGUUGAGAUCGGAGCUGGACGAGAGAGGGUGAAGAGAAAGCUUCUCAUAUUGGGUGGAGUGUUGAUAUGGGUCUCUGGGAUUACGACUCUCGCUGCUGUGUCGUUGAUGGCGUACAUAAUGGUGGUGAAAUUUUGGGAUGAGAACCUUCCAGAUGUGAUGCCACGGUGGGAAUACGGAGAGGCCAUGUUUUCAGCCUGGUUCUCUGGACUUCUACUAGUUGUCGGGGGGACGUUUCUCUUCGUCGCCGUCUGCAUGGGUGAUCACGAAGCAAAACUGCAGAGUCAAAUCCUCGCCAGCAACCAAGAUCAUCGGCCUAUUAAUCAACAUUACAGAAAAACUGAGAUCAUAUAG
Messenger RNA from Triplophysa dalaica, 1194 nucleotides. It is a transcript of the gene cldn26, whose product is annotated as claudin 26. The coding region runs from base 532 to 1194 and encodes 220 amino acids. The transcript has a single exon. NCBI's taxonomy places the organism in Eukaryota, Metazoa, Chordata, Actinopteri, Cypriniformes, Nemacheilidae. Gene Ontology annotation, cellular component: plasma membrane; bicellular tight junction. Gene Ontology annotation, molecular function: structural molecule activity. Gene Ontology annotation, biological process: bicellular tight junction assembly; cell adhesion. The record is from RefSeq and is a predicted model, not a curated record.